Messenger RNA from Camellia sinensis, 3282 nucleotides. The record is from RefSeq and is a predicted model, not a curated record. NCBI's taxonomy places the organism in Eukaryota, Viridiplantae, Streptophyta, Magnoliopsida, Ericales, Theaceae.
CCUGCUGAAAUCUGUGAAGUUCUUCGGAACCACGAAAAGUUUCACUUGACACCAGAACCACCUAUUAGGCCACCAGCUGGUUCUUUGUUCUUGUUUGAUCGAAAAGUACUUCGAUAUUUUCGAAAAGAUGGUCAUCGUUGGAGGAAGAAAAAAGACGGGAAAACUGUGAAAGAAGCUCAUGAAAAGUUGAAGGCUGGCAGUGUUGAUGUCCUUCAUUGCUACUAUGCCCACGGAGAAGAUAAUGAGAACUUUCAGCGACGCAGUUAUUGGAUGCUUGAUGGGGAAUUAGAGAACAUUGUCCUUGUGCACUACAGAGAAGUGAAAGAGGGCAGCAAAUUAGGUGGCUCGCGCUUGCUUAAUGCAGAUCCAGGGUCACAGUUUGGAAGUCCUGAAGUUAGUUCAGCACCUUGCUCAGAACAAACAAACUCCCCUAUUCCAACAGGUCAAACUUCUUAUACAUCAAGUCCAAAUUCGAUAAAUUGGAAUGAACGAAAUUUUUUUUCAGCAUUUAAUGGGAAUCCUGAAGGAGAUCCAACCAAUGCAUCAAGUUCAGGGACCUCUCCUCUUGCUCAACCAAUUCAUGUUUCUGUAAAUGCUUCUGCGCCUGCCAAUGAAGCUACAGGAUUUCAGGAGUUAUCAAGAGUUCAUCUUGAUGCAGGGUUUGUUGGAGCUGGUUUUAAUCAUGGUACUAGCUCAUUCAUCUGUGCUGAUAUAUGUGGUUCGCGCGGGAACUUAAGUAGUACGGAUGCCAGAUUAGAUGCUGAUAACACAGUUCAAGAUGUAAGCUGUGGAGAUAGGCUGAUUCCUGAUGGUCAGAGAACAGCUCAGGAGCAUGAUUUUAAUCAGCCCCAGUAUCAGAAUCACUCUGGUUCUCAGGCAAUAGGCACUUCCACUCCCAAAGUUGAUGCUCAAGUAGCAGGAGCAAAUAAUGUGGAAGCUGGGGAGCUAAAGAAACUUGACAGUUUUGGUAGAUGGAUGGACAAAGAAAUGGGUGGAGAUUGUGACGAUUCUUUGAUGGCUUCUGACUCUGGCAAUUAUUGGAAUACACUUGAUACAGAAAAUGAUGACAAGGAAGUAUCCAGUUUGUCGCGUCAAAUGCAGUUGGAUAUUGAUUCACUGGGUCCUUCUCUUUCUCAAGAGCAACUAUUUAGUAUCUGUGAUUUUGCUCCAGAUUGGGCCUAUUCGGGAAUUGAAACAAAGGUUUUAAUCACUGGUACAUUUCUGGGGGACAAGAAGCAUUCUGGUAGUCUUAAGUGGUGCUGUAUGUUUGGUGAAAUCGAGGUUGCUGCUGAAGUUCUGACUGAUAGUGUUAUUCGAUGUCAAGUUCCUUUUCAUGCUCCUGGGCGUGUUCCGUUCUAUAUAACAUGCAGUAAUAGGUUGGCCUGCAGUGAGGUGCGCGAGUUUAAAUAUCUUGAAAAACUGUCAGAAGUUGCAUCUUCUGCAAAUGCUAAAAGUGCACCAGAAGAUGAAAUGCGUUUUCAAAUACAACUAGCAAAAAUGCUAUAUGCUGGCUCAGGGAAGAACAGGUUUGAUUGCUCCAUGGUUGAAUGUGAUAAAUGUAAGCUGGAAAAGGAUCUGAAUUCAUUUAAAAUUGAUAUACAAAAUGAUUGGAAAAGGAUUGAGCAUGCUGUUAUGAUGUUUGAAGGAUAUAAUGUUAGCCCUUCAGAUAUAUUGAUUCAGAAUUUGCUGAAGAACAGACUUUAUGAAUGGCUAAUCUGUAAAGUACAUGAAGUUAAAGGACCGCAUAUUCUGGACAAUGAAGGGCAAGGUGUUAUUCACUUGGCAGCCACUCUUGGUUAUGUGUGGGCCGUGGGCCUGAUAGUAGCUGCCGGUGUCAGUCCAAAUUUCAGAGAUGCGCGAGGAAGGACAGCACUUCACUGGGCAUCAUACUAUGGGAGAGAGGAAACAGUUGUUGCACUUAUUAGAUUGGGCGCUGCUGCGGGUGCCGUAGAUGAUCCAACACCAGCAUUUCCUGGCGGACAAACUGCUGCUGAUUUGGCAUCUAGUAGAGGCCACAAGGGAAUUGCUGGAUAUUUGGCAGAAGCAGAUCUGACCAGUCAUCUUCUUUCGUUGACUCUCAGAGACAAUUCUACAAACAGUGUUGCUGCUGGUAUGGCAGCAGAAAAUGCAAUGGAGAGUGCAGCUCAAAAUAUUUUUUCACCAGAUAGGGCAAUUGAUGAGAAACAUUCCUUGAGAAGGUCUCUUGCCGCUGUUAGAAAAUCUGCUCAUGCAGCUGCCCUACUUCAAGCUGCUUUUAGAGCCCGUUCAUUCCGUCAUAGGCAACUAACUAAGAGCAGCGAUGACAUAUCUGAAGCUUCACUUGACCUUGUUGCACUUGGUUCUCUGAACAAGGUCCAGAAGGUGAGUCAUUUUGAUGAUUAUUUGCAUUCUGCUGCUAUAAAGAUCCAGCAGAAGUACCGUGGCUGGAAGGGGAGGAAAGAAUUUUUGAAGAUACGGAACCGUAUUAUGAAAAUUCAGGCGCAUGUGAGAGGACAUCAAGUCCGUAAGCAAUAUAAAAAAUUCAUUUGGUCUGUUGGCAUAGUUGAAAAGGCAAUACUGCGCUGGAGGCGGAAAGGACACGGCUUGCGAGGAUUUCGGAGGGAAAAUACAAUUGAAAAUGUGGUGCCUGAGACUCAGAAGAAUGAUGAGUACGAAUUUUUACGAAUUGGUCGGAAACAAAAAGUUGCAGGAGUUGUGAAAGCUCUGGCAAGGGUCCAAUCCAUGGUUCGCCACCCAGAAGCAUGUGAUCAGUACUCGAGGCUGGUUACAAAAUUUGAGAAUUUUAAGUUGAGCAACGAAGUGGCCAGUGAAUCUGACAAGUUGAAGGUACAGAAAGAAAUCGACAGAUGAUGAUGUUUCAGCAUUUGUAGUAGAUUGACAAAAAAAUGUGUAAAAAAGAUUUUGGUUACAGUCUGGGAAGAAAAAUCAAUCGUGCUGGGUAUUGACUUGUAAGUAUUGUCUAACAUGUCUUACUUCUGAGGUAUUGUCAUCUGCAAUAUGUAAAAGAGAAACUGGGGAUGUACAUUUUGUGUUUUCUUCUUCUUCUUCUUCUUCUUCUUCUUCUGGUGGUACAAUUGCAGCCAUUGUCAUUUUAAAUUAUGUAAGCUGAAAGUAGGAGCGGUUGUUUGAUAAAUUUGGGAACGUUGAAGUGGCUAUGAUUUGUAAGGAAUGCUAAUAUAGUUUUUGGGUGGUAACAAAUUGUGUUUGGAAGUAUAUUAUCAUCUGUAAAACGGUAUAUAUAUAUAUAUAUAUGGCAAAUCCAAUUGUCAGCAUUUUCAUUUA